CUUUAUUUACAGGAUUAAGGAAUUAUUUAGGCAUUAUACCAUCUGUUGAAAAAUAACUUAAACGAACAAUCAAAUUAUCGAGCAAAGUGUUCGAAUGGCUUCAGAGAGUAGAGUAAACCUCGUUGUAUCUGAGUUCAGAGAGGAAGUUGAAACAAAUGAGGUGAAAGUAGUACACACCCCAGAAAAAAUACAGACUUUCGAUUCGGUGGAUCUUGGACCUGGGAUUACUGAAGUAACUAAGUUUUCCAAAGGCAUUUACUCUCAAGGUUUGGUCAACAUUUCAUUGUUGUCAGCCAACGCCACCCAGUUGCGCAGCGCUCAGUCCAACAAUGCUUACGAAUAUCAAACAGCAGUCAUUGGUUUGAUAUCAACAUCCAUCGCCUUGCAAGUUGUCAUACUUCUGCUGUUGAGCUUGUUAACCAUGAUUCCGCGAGAUAAAAACCAUACAGAAGAAAUAUGGUGGGUGUGGAAGUGGCUACUCAGAAGCAGAAUCAAAUCAGUCAUUUUGUUUUUUGUAUCCGUUCUCACGGCGAUCAACGUCUUCAUUUCAGCUUAUCAAAACGUGUGAUGAGACUAUUUUGUUCUCAGCCAUUUCCAGUGGUGACGUCGACCUGGAUGCUUUUGAUUUCAAAUAUAUAUGAUAUUUCUUUAUGUAUGAUUUACCUAAGAUAUCGAUAAAAGUGUUUAG
This is a messenger RNA of Saccostrea echinata, 688 nucleotides long. RefSeq lists its product as uncharacterized. The coding region runs from base 95 to 568 and encodes 157 amino acids. Gene Ontology annotation, biological process: cell adhesion; tissue regeneration. The transcript has 3 exons. The record is from RefSeq and is a predicted model, not a curated record. Gene Ontology annotation, cellular component: membrane. NCBI's taxonomy places the organism in Eukaryota, Metazoa, Mollusca, Bivalvia, Ostreida, Ostreidae.